Rotaria sordida is the source of this 207-nucleotide messenger RNA. The record is from the annotation of a GenBank genome assembly. Lineage: Eukaryota; Metazoa; Rotifera; Eurotatoria; Philodinida; Philodinidae.
AUGACUAAAAGCAUGCAUCAUCCUUCUCAUCAUCAACAACAUUAUCAUCCAUAUCGUCAUUAUGAUUGUAAUGCAUUUGCACAGCAACAGUAUUCAUUACCAACAACAACAACAACAACAACAAAUGAACAAUGGUAUUAUCCAUCGACAAAUAUUACUGGAGAUAAUUUUCCUAUAUAUCAGCAUCCACAUCAUCAUUCGAGUUAA